GGCGGGGCAAUCGGGACACAAGAUGCGAACAAAAAUAAUUUACACAAUUUUAAACGCGUAAAAAUUAUUUGUUAAAACAGCAGCCGUGUAGGACAACAGCCGCGAUGGGUCUGUUGACGAUUUUGAAGAAGAUGAAGCAGAAGGAGCGAGAGAUGAGACUGCUGAUGCUAGGUUUGGACAACGCAGGAAAAACCACCAUCCUGAAGAAGUUUAACGGAGAAGAUGUCAGCACCAUCUCUCCAACUCUGGGCUUCAACAUCCAGACACUGGAGCACAAAGGGUUUAAUUUAAAUAUUUGGGACGUGGGUGGUCAAAAGUCCCUGCGCUCUUAUUGGAGGAACUACUUUGAGAGCACAGACGGGCUGGUAUGGGUGGUGGAUAGCGCGGAUAGACUCCGGCUGGACGACUGCAAGAAGGAACUUGCCGUCUUACUGCUGGAGGAGAGGUUAGCUGGAGCAACCCUGCUGGUGUUCGCCAACAAACAGGAUCUACCAGGCGCCCUUUCGAAAGAAGCCAUUCAAGAGGCGCUGGCUCUGGAUGAGAUCAAAACUCACCACUGGUGCAUCAUGGGUUGCAGCGCAGUGACAGGAAAGAACUUGUUGGCCGGAGUAGACUGGUUACUGGAUGACAUCUCCGCAAGAAUCUUCACAGUAGAAUGACCCAAUUUGUAAGAUAUCCAAGUUCAGUGUUUAUUUAUGGACCUUAUCCUAAAUGGGAAUGUGAAUAAGAUGUUUGUAAUGCACUGAUGACCUCUUGUCCUUUUUA
This is a messenger RNA of Thalassophryne amazonica, 765 nucleotides long. It is a transcript of the gene arl2, whose product is annotated as ADP-ribosylation factor-like 2. The record is from RefSeq and is a predicted model, not a curated record. Gene Ontology annotation, molecular function: GTPase activity; GTP binding. Bases 105 to 659 code for a protein of 184 amino acids. The transcript is spliced from 5 exons. NCBI's taxonomy places the organism in Eukaryota, Metazoa, Chordata, Actinopteri, Batrachoidiformes, Batrachoididae. Gene Ontology annotation, cellular component: microtubule cytoskeleton; cytoplasm. Gene Ontology annotation, biological process: protein folding.